CAAGUUUGGGUCAACAAUUACAUUUUCUUGUGAUGAAGGAUAUCGACUUAUUGGUGACUCAUCUGCUACAUGUGUUCUCUCAGAUAAUAUGGUAAUCUGGGAUAAGGACAUACCUUUUUGUGAAUCUAUUCCUUGUAAGCCACCCCCAUCCAUCUCCAAUGGGGACUUUUACAGCAGCAGUAGAGAGAGCUAUCACUAUGGAAUGGUGGUGAUUUAUAAGUGCCAUGUUGGAAAGAAUGGGGAAAAGCUGUUUGACCUUGUGGGUGAGAAGUCAAUAUUUUGCACCAGCAGAGACAAUCAAGUUGGCAUCUGGAGCAGCUCUCCCCCUCAGUGUAUUACUGAAGUCAAAUGCCCGUUUCCAGAAGUUGAAAAUGGAGUUAUGGAAUCUGGAUUUAGACGUUCCUUUUCUUUAAAUGACACUGUGAUGUUUAAGUGUAAACCUGGUUUUAUCAUGAAAGGCAGCAGCCAAACAUGGUGCCAAUCAAACAGCACAUGGAAUCCUCCACUGCCAAGGUGCUUCAUGGGGUGUCUACCACCUCAACGUAUGAAUCACAGUGAUUAUAAUGACAGGGAUAAGGAAUUCUUUCCAAUUGGACAGGAAGUGUCCUACAGCUGUGACCCUGGCUACACUCUCACUGGAACUAAUCCCGUGCAAUGUGUAUCCUCGGAAACCUGGAGCCACCCAGCUCCCAAAUGUGAAGUGAAAUCAUGUGAUGCCAUUCCAAACCAACUUCUCAAUGGCCGCAUCGUACCUCCUCCUAAUCUCCAGCUUGGGGCAAAGGUUUCCUUUAUUUGUGAUGAGGGGUUCCGGUUAAAUGGCAAAUCUUCUAGUCAAUGUGUCCUAGAAGGAAUGACAGUACUCUGGAAUAAUAAGUUUCCUGUCUGUGAAUGGAUUUCUUGUGGUCCUCCUCCUCGUAUCACACACGGUCGGACAAGCAGUUCUGCUGGGACCAUAACUAUUGGCACUGUGGUAAAGUAUACAUGUUUGAAAACCCACCGCCUCAUUGGAGACAGAGUUAUUUUUUGUAUAACUAAAGACAAUGUGAAUGGAAUCUGGGAUAAAGCUGCUCCCAUAUGUGAAUAUCACAAUAAAGAUUCUACUUGCUCUGAGCCCAUGGUACCAGGGGGAUACAGAAAUAAAGAAUCUAAACCACCAUAUAGACAUGGUGAUUCUGUGACAUUUACCUGUUAUACCAACUUCACCAUGAAAGGAAACAAAACAGUUUGGUGCCAAGCAAAUACAACGUGGGGACCGACACCACUGCCGAUCUGUGAGAGUGAUUUCCCCUUGGAGUGUCCACCGCUUCCCAUGAUCUCCAAUGGAUAUCACACAGGGGAGGAUGUAGGCCCUAUUGCUCCAGGAUCAUCUGUGACUUACAGCUGUGAACCUGGUUAUUUGCUUUUUGGAGCAAAAACCAUUAGCUGUUUGUCUUCAGGAGCCUGGAGUGCUGUCUCUCCCACAUGCAAAGAGGCACGAUGUGAACCUCCAGGACGAUUUUCCAAUGGGCAGGUAGAGAGGCCUUCAAGUCUUCGGGUUGGCGUAACUGUCAACUUCUCCUGUAACGAAGGGUUUCGGUUACGAGGCCAGCCGUCUAGUCAGUGUGUAAUUGCUGGCCAGCGCGCUGUUUGGACCAGGACGCCAGUAUGUGAUGAAAUUCUUUGCUCACCACCUCCUCCUAUCAGCAAUGGACGCCAUACAGGCUUUUCUUUAAGGAACAUGGCAUAUGGAAGCACUGUCACUUACACUUGUGACCCUGGCCCAGAAGAAGGAGUGAACUUCAUCCUUAUUGGGGAGAGCACCCUCCGUUGCAUAAGCAAUCAUCAGAAGACUGGAAGCUGGAAUGGUUCUGCACCACGCUGUGAACUCUCUACUUCUAUGGUUCAGUGCCCACAGCCCCGAAUCCGAAAUGGAUAUAAAUUAUCUGUGCAGAAGGAUCAAUACUCUUACAACGACACUGUGGUAUUUGCUUGCCAGUUUGGUUUCACCUUAAAGGGCAGCAGGCAAAUCCGAUGCACUAUCCGAGGCACGUGGGAUCCAUCAGCACCAGUCUGUGAAAAGGCAUGCCAGGCCCCUCCUAAAAUCCACAAUGGCCAAUACGAAGAUAGACACCUCAUUCGCUUUGACCCUGGAACAUCCAUAAAAUACAGCUGUGAUCCUGGCUAUGUGUUGGUGGGAGAAGAAUCUGUACACUGUACCUCUGAAGGGGUGUGGGAGCCCACAGUCCCCCAGUGCAAAGUCGCAGAGUGUAAACCUAUAGGAGAGCAACUCUUUAAAAAACCCCUGGAUCAAUUUGUUAGACCAGAUGUUAUCUCUUCUUGUGAUGAAGGGUACCAGUUAGAUGGGAGUGUUUAUCAGCUGUGUCAAGACACAGUUCCUUGGGUUAUGGAGAUACGUCUUUGUAAAGAAAUCACCUGCCCACCUCCUCCUAGUAUCUUCAAUGGGAAACACACUGGGAGUUCCUCAGAGGAUGUUACAUAUGGAACCACAGUCACUUAUACAUGUAACCCCGGGCCAGAGAGAGGAGUGAGAUUCAACCUCAUUGGGGAGAGCACCAUCCGUUGUCUAAGCAAUGAUCAAGAGCGGGGCGUCUGGAGUGGCCCUGCUCCUCUCUGUGAACUUUCCCUCCCUGCUGUUCAGUGCUCACAUGCCCACAUCAUAAAUGGAUACAAGAUAUCUGGCAAGGAAGCCCCAUACUUCUACAAUGACACUGUGACAUUCAAGUGUAAUAAUGGAUUUACUUUGAAGGGCAGCAGUCAAAUUCGUUGCAAAGCCAAUAACACUUGGGAACCUGAAGUACCAGUUUGUGAAAAAGAUUGCCAGCCACCUUCUGUGAUCCACCAUGGUCAACACACAGGUGGGAGUAGGGUGCUCUUUGUCUCUGGAAUGACUGUUGUCUACACCUGCGACCCUGGCUACUUGCUUGUGGGAAACAAAUCCGUUCAGUGUAUGCCUUCAGGAAUUUGGAGACCUUCUGCCCCUUGGUGUGAAGCAUCAUGUAAACCUGUGAGAGAACAACAUAAAGAGCUUCCACUUGACACUGCGGUACCAUUUAAUACGUCCUGUAAAGAUGGGUACCAGUUGACUGGACAUGCUUAUGAGGAGUGUCGAGAUGCUGACAAGGGGGUUUGGUUCCGGAAGAUUCCACUUUGUAAGGUUAUUCAGUGCCCACCUCCACCAAAGAUUCCCAAUGGAAGUCACACACACGUGAUGGCCAGACACUUUCUAUAUGGAAAUGAAGUUUCUUAUGAAUGUGACCAAGGAUUUGAUCUUAUGGGAGAGAAAAAUAUACGGUGCAUAAGUGAUGCCAAAGGACAUGGAUCUUGGAGUGGACAUCCCCCAGAGUGCUUCCAACCUCCUCCUGUGACUCACUGCCCUAACCCAGAAGUCAAACAUGGAUUCAAGCUGAAUGAAACUCAUUCUUCAUACCCCCACAAUGCCAUCAUACAUGUCGCUUGCAAUUCCGGCUUCAUCAUGAAUGGCAGUCACUUGAUAAGAUGUCAUACCAAUAAUACAUGGGUUCCAGGUGUACCAACUUGUAUCAGAAGGGCUGUCUUAGGGUGUCAGCUUCCACAUAAGAUCCCCAAUGGGCAUCACAGUGGUGAACACAUUGCUCGAUUUUCCCCUGGAAUGUCGAUCCUGUACAGCUGUAACCAAGGCUACCUGCUGGAGGGAGAGGCCCGUCUCCUUUGCACCCAUGAGGGAACCUGGAGCCCAUCUGCUCCUUAUUGUAAAGAGGUAAACUGUAGCUCCCCCGAGUCUAUGAAUGGAAUCCAGAAGGGGCUGGAGCCUGGGAAAAUGUAUCAGUAUGGAGCUACUGUCACCUUGGAGUGUGAAGAUGGGUAUACUCUGGAAGGAAGUCCCCAGAGCCAGUGCCAGGAGGAUCAACGAUGGAGCCCUCCCCUGGCUGUCUGCAAAUCCCGCCCAGUUACUCUUCUUCUUGCUGGUAUAUCUGCAGGUUCAGUAUUUCUUAUCCUCUUGGUUAUUGUCACUUUAUGGAUGCUAUUAAAAUCCAAAGAACGCAAUUAUUAUACAAACGCAGGCCCUAAAAAAGGAACUUUUCAUCCAGAAACACGAGAAGUAUAUUCUCUUGAUCUAUACGACCCAGCAAGCUAACCAGAAGACAAACCGUGCUUCUUGUUGCUUGGAAUCCAACUGUACAUCAUUGGAAAGAAGCCACUCUCAAAUCAACAAGCCUAUUUAUCUGGCCUCAAAUCACUCAAAUGAUUUCAUAAGCUAUAACUUCCUAUAAGUAUUUACUUGUCCCUUAUUCUCAAGCAGAACAAAGAAAUUUUGCUUGAUCGUAAAGAUGGGAGCCGAGUUUCACUGCCACUUGCUCUUCAAGGACAUUCUGAAGCCUCAUUUGUAAUGUGCCUGGAGCCGGGCUGUGGCUACAAACAACAUGCGGCUCUGAAAGUGACACCUACUUUUAAGGAAGGCGUUAACAGUGCUGUCCUUCUUACCUCUUUCCUCAUACCUAGCCGGCCCCCCUUUUUUGUUAUUUUUACAGCAAACUUACUGUUACCAUAUACUAGAGGAAUUGUUACUCUAGUAAAAUGGUGAUUCUUGUGCCUACUGCUUUGCUUGGGAAGUCUGCCUUUAUUUUAAAUAGUAGCUUCCUUCUGUGACAUGAUUGAACAUUCCCCUUUGAUCCCCUCAUGGUUUGAGUUUUUCUCACAAUAUAUACUUUGUGUUUCCAUGAUCACUCAGUAAUUGCAAUUUGCACAAGUUACCUGUACAAAUUUAUUUUGAAAUUUAUGAGUCAGAACUUUUGGUAUACAGGUCAGGUUUUGGAUGUUUUCUUGCCAGUUUUGUCAGUUUUAGUUGCUUGUAAAAUUUCAUUUAAUAAUGUAUAUAUUAACCAAUCAAAUAAAUUCUAUCCUUAAA
Choloepus didactylus (southern two-toed sloth) is the source of this 4885-nucleotide messenger RNA. RefSeq names its product complement C3d receptor 2 (gene CR2). The record is from RefSeq and is a predicted model, not a curated record. Gene Ontology annotation, biological process: negative regulation of complement activation, classical pathway. NCBI's taxonomy places the organism in Eukaryota, Metazoa, Chordata, Mammalia, Pilosa, Megalonychidae. Bases 89 to 4114 code for a protein of 1341 amino acids. The transcript is spliced from 25 exons.